Molecule: messenger RNA, 645 nt
Organism: Parastagonospora nodorum SN15
Lineage: Eukaryota; Fungi; Ascomycota; Dothideomycetes; Pleosporales; Phaeosphaeriaceae
Exons: 2
Coding region: 1-645 (214 amino acids)
Source: RefSeq, a predicted model, not a curated record
AUGUCCAACAACGAAGCCAAACAGGCCCCUAUCGUGUCUUCCACUAUCGAAGAAGAAACAAUUGCCUCUCUAAUGUCGUCUCCAGAUAUCCCACCUCGGCGUCCACGCCUCCCAGAUGGCAUCCAACAUUACUCUAGCAAGCUCGACCAUGAAAAAGGGCCACUUCGUACCACAACCGAUGGCGACCUCAAGGAAGACGGCACGGGAGACUGGCUCGUCCUCGACACACCACCACACGACAUGGAAGAUCGCAAGGCGCUCCGAAAAAGCGAUAAGAAAGUCACAAAUUCACCAGUAAUCGGACUCCCAGAGGCGAAGAACGGCGCUACUGGGCUCGACGAUCCGCGCGCGCGCAAGCCAAUCAUGCGAUAUCUGCGCAACAAAUUCUACGGCUUCGACCGUGCGCCAGUGGCGAAGGGAGAGAAUCCUGAUGUGGUAGCGAGGCGGGAGUUGCGAAGUCGCCUCACGGAUAUCCGAGGCCGGAAUGCUGUCGAGGCGGACAUGAUGGUACUGAGUAAGAUCCGAGAGCAGUACCCACUGCAGCUUUGCCAGAGCUUUGGUGGAGAUUGGCUCGAGCAUUCUAUGGAGGACGAGAAGUUUUGGCGAUCAGUUCUUGACAAGGUUUUGGAGUUGGGCACCGAGUGA